UUACCGAUGAGAAUUUUGACGAUGGCGUGUUUGAGUUCGAAGAUUUGUGCGAAAGUGCAAGAGAAAUUAUUGUGCCAAUUAAUGCAAAAUGUUGAAAUUAAAAGGAAAGUGUUUACACAGACUGGAGGUGCUUUAGUUGCAGGAGGACGACGUGGAUUUGGAUUUGGACAGAGACAGGCGUCGACUUCACCCAACACCAAAUCAUCUUCAACGAACGAACAACACAAACCAAAUUGUCACAGACAACAUCAGUUGUCACAGCAACAAUCGACAUCUCCUACGAUGGCCAGAAGGCACAGCAGCUCUACAGCUGGACAACAGCUGCUGAGCAGCCAGCAGCCUGGAUCAGCCCUAAGGGAUAAACCUAUAGAUCCUUACAUACUGCUGGAGGAGGAUUUGAAGGAUAUUUAUGAUGAUAUUAGACAGGCUCUGCUAGGAUCAACAAAUCAACCAGAAUUGGACGUAAUAUCAACAUAUUACUUCGAUGGACAAGGAAAAGCUUUAAGACCAAUGGUCGCAAUUUUAAUGGCCAGAGCUAUCAACUAUCACAUGGGAAACAAUGAAUUAUUACAAAGUCAACGCGACGUCGCAAUGAUUUCAGAAAUGAUCCACUCGGCAUCCCUGGUACACGAUGAUGUCAUCGACCAGAGCGACUGCAGGCGGGGAAAACCCUCAGUGAACGUGCUGUGGAAUCACAAAAAGGUUGCAAUGGCAGGAGACUUCAUAUUGGCCGUCGCCUCGAUGAUGAUCGCAAAAUUAAGAAAUGAUGACGUAACACUUGUGUUGAGUCAGGUAAUUACGGAUUUGGUACAAGGUGAAUUCAUGCAACUGGGAUCAAAGGAAACGGAAAACGAACGAUUUGCACACUACCUCACAAAAACGUACAGAAAAACAGCAUCUCUGAUAGCCAAUAGCGUCAAAGCGGUUGCCAUGUUGGGUGGUGCAGACCAGGAAACCUGUGAAGCAGCCUACCAGUAUGGUAGAAAUGUUGGUCUGGCCUUCCAAUUGGUGGACGACCUCCUGGAUUUUGUCUCCAGUUCGGAUGCCAUGGGCAAACCUGUGGCAGCAGACUUGAAAUUAGGAUUGGCAACCGCCCCUGUACUAUUUGCAUGCGAAAGGUUUCCAGAGCUGAAUCCGAUGAUAAUGCGCCGCUUCCAGGAACCAGGAGACUUCGAGCGCGCCUUCGAAUUAGUUCACAAAUCGAAUGGCCUGGAGCAGACCAGGUUCCUGGCCAGAAAACACUGCGUCGAAGCCUGCAGACAAUUGGGCAAAUUGGCAGAUUCACCUUACCAGAAGGCCCUGGGAGUGGUCAGCGAUCUGGUCAUCAAUCGUUUGAAAUAGUACAGGAGCUGGUGGCGGAGGAGCAGAGUGGUGAUGGUGGAGCUGA
Molecule: messenger RNA, 1387 nt
Organism: Ctenocephalides felis (cat flea)
Lineage: Eukaryota; Metazoa; Arthropoda; Insecta; Siphonaptera; Pulicidae
Product: decaprenyl-diphosphate synthase subunit 1-like
Exons: 8
Coding region: 7-1341 (444 amino acids)
Biological process (GO): ubiquinone biosynthetic process; isoprenoid biosynthetic process
Cellular component (GO): mitochondrion; transferase complex
Molecular function (GO): prenyltransferase activity
Source: RefSeq, a predicted model, not a curated record